AUGGCUGGUGAGAAGGUGGAGUUGAGCUCCAUGGAUAGUGCUAUAGAGAUAAGGCAUGUGAACCAGCAUGCCAAGGAAAUAUCGUCUGAGAACAAGUCUGAGAGCUAUGACGACAAUAAGGAGUUUGAAGGGUCCAAUCGCGUGGUGAUAAAGCCUGUUAACGACGAGGACGAUGUGUCUGUUAUGAUAAAUUUUAACCAGGGUGUGUCACACUUCAUUAUUAUGCUGACUUUUGUCGCUUCCUUGUCCGGUUUCUUGUUCGGUUACGACACCGGUUACAUAUCCUCGGCGUUGAUUUCCAUAGGGACUGACCUGGACAACAAAGAGCUGACGUACGGUGAGAAGGAAAUCACCACCGCUGCCACCUCCUUGGGUGCUUUGAUCUUUGCUUUAGUGGCAGGGUUCUCCGUAGACAUAUUCGGCAGAAAACCAUGUCUUAUGUUCUCGAACAUUAUGUUUUUGAUCGGUGCUAUUCUUCAAGUCACCGCACACAAGUUCUGGCAGAUGACUGCGGGCAGAUUCAUUAUGGGUUUCGGUGUCGGUAUCGGUUCCUUGAUCGCACCAUUGUACAUUAGUGAGAUUGCACCAAAAAUGAUCAGAGGUAGACUGACUGUGAUCAACUCACUGUGGCUGACAGGUGGCCAGUUGAUCGCAUACGGUUGUGGUGCUGGUUUGAAUCACGUCCACAACGGUUGGAGAAUUCUGGUCGGUCUCUCCUUGAUUCCAACCGUGCUACAGUUCGUGUUCUUUAUCUUCCUACCAGACACGCCUAGAUACUACGUUAUGAAAGGUGACUAUGAGAAGGCCAAGAGCGUGCUGAAGAGAAGUUACAACGGUGUCUCUGACGAACUAAUAGACAGAAAGAUUGAAGAACUAUUAGCUUUGAACCAAUCUAUUCCAGGUAAGAAUCAUGUAGAAAGAACUUGGAACGCUGUGAAAGAGUUGCAUACCAAACCAGCUAACUUUAGAGCUCUGAUCAUCGCAUGUGGUUUACAAGGUAUCCAACAAUUCACUGGUUGGAACUCCUUGGUCUAUUUCUCCGGUACUAUUUUUGAAUCCGUUGGUUUCAAGAAUUCCUCUGCAGUUUCCAUUAUCGUUUCUGGUACAAAUUUCAUCUUUACACUGGUGGCUUUCUUCUGCAUAGAUAAAAUCGGUAGAAGAAACAUUCUGAUUAUAGGUAUCCCAGGUAUGACCGUGGCUCAUGUUAUGUCCGCUAUUGCGUUCCACUUCAUUGGAAUCAAGUUUGUCGGUAACACCGCCAUCGUUGAACACUCAGGUUUCUCCUCAUGGGGUAUUGUAAUCAUUGUGUUCAUUAUCAUGUUUGCUGCAUUCUACGCUCUAGGUAUUGGUACCGUGCCAUGGCAACAAUCUGAACUGUUCCCACAAAACGUUAGAGGUGUCGGUACUGCUUUUGCUACUGCUACUAACUGGGCCGGUUCCUUAGUUAUUGCUUCAACUUUCUUGACUAUGUUACAAAACAUCACUCCUACAGGUACAUUCGGUUUCUUUGCAGGCUUAUGUGUGGUUUCUUUCUUCUUCUGUUAUUUCUGCUACCCAGAACUUUCAGGUUUGGAAUUGGAAGAAGUUCAAACUAUUUUGCAAGAUGGUUUCAAUGUGCAAGCAUCUAAGGAACUGGCAAAGAAGCGUAAGAGGCAAAUUGCUGUUCUAAAGAAAGCAAAACAUCAACCAACAGAAGAAAUCAUUGAAGAGUGA
This is a messenger RNA of Nakaseomyces glabratus, 1713 nucleotides long. Its product is annotated as sugar porter family MFS transporter. The record is from RefSeq and is a predicted model, not a curated record. Gene Ontology annotation, molecular function: myo-inositol:proton symporter activity. Gene Ontology annotation, cellular component: membrane. Gene Ontology annotation, biological process: myo-inositol import across plasma membrane. NCBI's taxonomy places the organism in Eukaryota, Fungi, Ascomycota, Saccharomycetes, Saccharomycetales, Saccharomycetaceae.